This is a messenger RNA of Porites lobata, 2951 nucleotides long. The record is from the annotation of a GenBank genome assembly. Lineage: Eukaryota; Metazoa; Cnidaria; Anthozoa; Scleractinia; Poritidae.
AUGGAAGCCGAGGGUUUCUCGUCCCUGACAAUCUUCAUCCUUGUGCUCCUCUCACUAAUUGCCCUCUUCGCAGUUCUUGGCAAUGGGUUUGUUCUUGGUGUCGUUGCCCGGUUUGAGAAGCUUCGCACCUUUCCAAACAUUCUGAUUGCUAAUCUGGCGUUGGCCGACCUUAUGAACGCGCUCGUCAACAUACCUAUCUACGUGCUUUGGGCCGUCUUGAAUGUCAAAUGGUUUAGUGGAAAGACUUCAACGAUUAUUUCACUGUUUCUGUCCCACUUGUUUAUCCUCGUCAACGUUGUCUGCAUGUUGGUGCUGUUGGUAAACGUGUUUCUGGCGAUAGCGCUGGACCUGAGAUAUUUCACAUGGAAGACGGAUAAAAAAGCUUUAGCGAUAGACCUAGCUGUGUGGUUGGUCUGUCUUACCAGCACUGGUUUGUUAUCGUGGUCCAUCUCUGAUAUUGAUCUUCAAGAUGCUUCUGUUUUCAAAUAUCGUCGUUCCUUUGUUACGGAAGCCAAAUUUAUUUCCUCAGCCAUUGGCGCAACGUUCGUUGUCACUGCAGUGGUAUUUGGUGUCCUUGCCUUCUGCUCAAUUAAAAGGAAGGUUCGGAAGGUGAGUGGAAGGGUCUCUACCAAGCAAGCUCUAGGCCUAUAUUUAGCAAAACAAAAGUCUUUCGAUUUGAAAGUUCUUCUUAGUCAAAAAACAUGAUACAAAUACAUUUUUUCCUACAAAUAAAACUAUAGAGGGGUCAAUCGGAACUUUGUGUUCAAUUUCCAGCAUUCUCGCUAGAAUUUGAGGGCAGUUUUCUAAAUCAAAGCUCCCAAUUUAAGAACAAAGCAGAGACAUUUAAGUCUUUUACUUACCCGUUCUGACUGUAGCAACACGCUGACACGCUCUAAAAGCGAUUCAACAUUUUCGUAACGGAUCAUGAAAAAUUUUUCUCAUUAUUUUGGGGGCUAGCGCUAUUUUUAAGGCUUCUUUCCCAGAAUCUUAGGCCCGAAUUUCACAAAGCAAUUUAAAAAGGCUCUCAGCAAGCUUGCAAAGUCUCAGAUGAAUUAUCAUAUCACCCCCUUUUACUCGAGCUUCCGUAGGAGCGCCAGAGCCUUAAAAAGUAAACCAAAAAGGGAAUCGUGGUCACAGGCUUUCCUAAUCGGAAAACGUGGAUCGCGACAUAACAUAAAAUUUCAAAACGCCAUGUUUUGUGAAGAAAGGUUUAGAAAGAUUAAUACAAAAAAUGUCGAGCUUCAGUCCGUAACCUGCAUAGCUGGCAGUUUCUCGUCCUCCUUAUACACAUAGUAUGCACGCCCGCACCCAGUCUCCUCACAGUUAAUCGCCUCCUCCUUUCUUAUCUGGUAUCCAAGGAAGCUCGAGUUAACGCCUGAACAGCGUCUUGUUAUUUUCCGUUCCUGGAAAUGUGUUUCCUCGAUCGGUUAAGAGCUUAAUAACCGCCCUACCCUCUAAUCUUCCGUUUUGGGGUUAAAUGGGAGAUCAAGCUAUACUUGCCUUAAUAAAUAACUUUAAAAGUGACCCACGAAUUUUGGAGAGGCUUGUCUAGUAUUUCUAAUCGUAUCAAAUUAUAUCAACAAGAUAUUAUUUGUUUUGAUUAACGAACGUUACUUAUCUCUAUCCGACCUCUUGAGGAGAAAGUGCAAAGAAUAGGCAGCACAUAUCGGUAAAAUAGCGGUCAGUCAAGCAGAAUUUAGUUAAAUUUAAGAACUUUCGACUCGUUGUCACGAAAUAAACUAACGUGGUCCUUAUUCAACAAUCCUUAAAAUACACUGCAAUCAAAUAAUGAUAAAUUGUCUAUGGCGUUGUAUUUAUAGAGAAAGCAGUUUAAUCUGCCUCGACUCCAGGCAGAGGCCAGGCUUCAACUGGAUAUCCAGGCUGCCAAGACUGUUGCCUUUACAAUACUAGCAUUCUUUGUUUGUCACAUUCCCCCCGUCUGCAUUGCAAUCUUGGUUCCCCCCCAACCCGAUGUCACCGCUGCCAGUUGGCCUGGUCAUGUGGCCCAGCUUAGCUUAUUCCUGUCCAGCGGGAUGAAUCCUGUUAUCUACUGUUUCCGAGCCAGAAGGUUUCGCCGAGCACUGAAACAGCUUCUUCAAGAUCCCUGUGGAAAAACCGCUUUCCGAGAAACAGACCAAGAGAAAAGAGUCCAACAGAAUGUUCCACCUCAGAAUACAAGAGUAGCCGAAAAAGGCAAAAAAAUUGCGAAUGAACUUGGCGAGCCAAUGCAAGAUCCAUCAGCUUUCCCAUCCAAUAGCUACACACGUCAACUGGGUCUCGGAGUACGAGGCUGUAAGAAGGUGGAAAACAGUGGGAGGAAAGGAAAAGAGAGAAGAGCGCGCUCUUGCAAUCAGGUCACGCCCUUCUCUCCACAAGAUGUAGAACCUCAGAUCAUCCCAAGGUUAGCUUGGGUUGAUAACCACCCCGCAGACUCUUCAGGGAUACGCUCCGAUGAAAAAAAUCCAACAUGCAGAGAGGAUUAUACACAAAAUAAAAUAACUGUGGAGGUACAUCCAGAACCUAAAAAUCUCACAACACCUAAUGAGAACGGUUCCAAGGGGAAAGAAGUCUUUGCAAUGGUUCAGUCUGAUUCCAGGGACAGUCAAUCAAAUCAUAAAGUGAUAAAAAGUCCAAUGGUUACUGUAGAUUACCAUGGACACGCCAUUGUGGAGAUGCCUGAAACAGAUCCUGUGAGCCAUUUAUCAAACCCCAUAAUUAUGGACAGUCCUGAAACUAAUGAGGACAAUGCAAGAGAAGUUAUCGCAGAAGUUAAUUCAAGUUCAACAGACGACCCAUCCCAGGAGAAAAUUGCAGAAAGUCCAGCUGCCUGUGCCGAUUACGGAACACGGAUCACCUCAGAUACUAAAGAACAACCAGUAAACCAGGAAAACGUGGAAAUUCAACUAGAUUUCUCGGAGGAAGUCUUUGUAGAGGACAAUUCAUUAGCCUAG